This is a messenger RNA of Geosmithia morbida, 1710 nucleotides long. RefSeq names its product alpha-1,2-mannosyltransferase. Gene Ontology annotation, biological process: protein N-linked glycosylation. The coding region runs from base 1 to 1710 and encodes 569 amino acids. Gene Ontology annotation, molecular function: GDP-Man:Man(3)GlcNAc(2)-PP-Dol alpha-1,2-mannosyltransferase activity. The transcript is spliced from 3 exons. Gene Ontology annotation, cellular component: endoplasmic reticulum membrane. The record is from RefSeq and is a predicted model, not a curated record. Lineage: Eukaryota; Fungi; Ascomycota; Sordariomycetes; Hypocreales; Bionectriaceae.
AUGACAAUACCGAUCUCCUCCAUCAUCUCUACUCUGGUCGUGGCGUUUGCCCCACUCCUCUUCGUCUUUGUCCUUCCCAGGCUGGCUCGGACUGUCGGACUCUUUCUAGGAUGGACUUUGAAGAAGAAGACUGAGGGGAGGAGAGCUCACAUAGUGGCCAUCAUGGAUCAGGAGAGUAGAAAGUCAAGGCCGUCAUCGGCGACAUCCUCGGAGAAGAGUGCUGCUGCCGGUUUGGAAACAAAGAGCACGUCCAGUGGCGAGUGGCAGAAUGUGCAGGAUCCUUCUGACAAGUUGUGGGACGGUAUUGUCGGCUUCUUUCACCCUUUCUGCAACGCUGGGGGAGGUGGCGAGCGAGUCUUGUGGGCUGCCAUCCGCGCUACCCAAGACCGUUGGCCCAAUGCCAAAUGUGUCGUUUACACCGGUGACCAUGAUGUGACCAAGGACCAGAUUCUAUCACUCGUCAAGAGCCGUUUCAACAUUGAACUGCACGCCCCAAACAUCACUUUCCUCUACCUCUCCAAGCGCCACUGGGUCCUAGCCAGCACAUGGCCUCACUUUACUCUCCUCGGCCAGUCCCUGGGCUCCAUCGUGCUGGCCUGGGAUGCCUUCAAGCUCCUCGUGCCCGACAUCUUCAUCGACACGAUGGGCUACGCCUUUUCGCUUGGCUUCAGCAAGUUUCUCUUUCCUGGCGUCCCCACCGGUGCCUACGUGCACUACCCCACCAUCUCCACCGACAUGCUCGACUCUCUGGAUCCUGACUCGGAGCUCGGCACUCGCGGUGUCAACGGCGGCCAGGGUGUCGGCGUACGCGGCCUGGCCAAGAAGGUGUACUGGAAGCUGUUUGCCCGCGUGUACUCAUGGGUCGGCUCGUCGAUUGACGUGGUCAUGGCCAACUCGACCUGGACGCGCACGCACAUCCGUGCCCUCUGGGGUCCCUUCCGCGGCGACAAGGACAAAGACCACCCUAUCACGGCCGUGUACCCGCCCUGCGCCGUGCGGGAGCUGGAAGAUGAGGUCCCCGUGUCCGAGGCGACCGAGGCCCUGCGCGGAAAGGUCCUGGUGUACAUUGCCCAGUUCCGCCCGGAGAAGAACCACCAGCUCAUCAUCGAGUCGUUUGCCAAGUUCGUCCGUACCGAGUCCGACGCCGCUCGCGACGCCAAGCUGGUCCUCAUCGGCAGCGUCCGCGACGACGCCGACUCCAAGCGCGUCUAUGAGCUCCGCCUCCUCGUCAACGAGCUGCGCAUCAAGGACCACGUCAUCUUCCACCUCGACGCCCCCUGGCCCGACGUCCUCGACUGGCUGCGCAGGGCGUCGGUCGGCGUAAACGGCAUGUGGAACGAGCACUUUGGUAUCGGUGUAGUGGAGUACCAGGCUGCCGGUCUCGUCUGCGUAGUCCACAACAGUGGUGGCCCCAAACUCGACAUUGCUGUAGAAAUUGACGGACAGCCAACUGGUGAGCUUUGUUACCUCCUCUCCUCCUCUACUUCUCUGCCCCCCUCCUCCCCUCUUAUCUUACUAACCCCUUCCUCUCUAGGCUUUCACGCCACCACAGUCGACGAAUUCGCUGAAUGCUACGAAAAGGCUCUGUCCCUCAAGGAUCCGCUCGCAUGGCGUCUCCGCGCAAGGAAGUCGGCCCUGAGGUUCACAGAAGAGGAAUUCGCCAGGGAAUGGCUCGCCCAGGCGGAGAGGUUGGUAGCCCUCACCAAGUAA